Messenger RNA from Lemur catta (Ring-tailed lemur), 4450 nucleotides. It is a transcript of the gene ADPRH, whose product is annotated as ADP-ribosylarginine hydrolase. The record is from RefSeq and is a predicted model, not a curated record. The transcript has 3 exons. Bases 1181 to 2257 code for a protein of 358 amino acids. Gene Ontology annotation, biological process: protein de-ADP-ribosylation. Lineage: Eukaryota; Metazoa; Chordata; Mammalia; Primates; Lemuridae. Gene Ontology annotation, molecular function: ADP-ribosylarginine-[protein] hydrolase activity; magnesium ion binding.
CGGGGUGGGCAAAGAGCUUGAGCUGAGGGAGAAUGAACUAGUCUACCGGCCCUUAUAAACGUGUUGGCCUGGCUGGCCUUGAACCUGAAAUCCACAGGGAAGGGACACCCCAGGGAAUUGGCUGAGGAAGGGCACCUACAGCACUUCACCCGGGAUUUAAUUCAUGGUGGGUAUAUUAGCAGAGAUCUUGCUUGAUGCUCUAGAAGCCCACCAUUUAGCAGAAAAACAAAAUGUAAAUAUUGCUGUUGAAGGCAAUGUUGUGGGGAGAAAGUAUUCUAGUUCAGUAAUAGAAAACGCUUUUCCCCUGGUUGUGUAUGACUAAUAGCAACAAUAACAAAAAUAGUGCUUACUAUGUGCCAAGCACUGUUCUAAGUGCUUUAUGAAAAUUAAUUCACUUCCUCCUCUCAACAAAUCCAGUGGUUGUUACUUUUUUUUUUUUUUUAUCAGUACUAUUUUACACCUGUGGAGGCUGAGGCACCAAGAGGUUGCCCACGGUAAGCAGGUGCAGCUGAGGCGAGUGGUGUAACACCAAGCACCCUGGUCUGGCCGCAAUCAGGAGAUUUGGGUGCCAGGGCUUCCACUCUCUGGUUGUGUGAACUUAGCUUCUCUGAGCCUCAGUUUUCUUAUCUGGGAAAUGCACAGUGUACUCCCUCCUUGGAGAGGCAAUGAAUGUGCAGGCACUUUAUGAACUGUGCAUUGUGAUACUAAUAGAAAGAGUUAUUAUUUAAGUAAAACCUUGCAUUUCCAAGGCCAAAUCUCAUCUAAAAAGAGAAAAUGAUGAGCUGGGUUGAACUUGCAGAAUUUAAUGGGGUUACCCCUCACCAAGAGGCAAACAUAGAGUCUUAGCUAAAAUCACAGGGUUUGGAGUCACAUUCCUGCAUUGGAAUCCCAGCCCUGCCACUCAUUAGCACUGUGACCUGAGACAAGUCACUAAACAUUUUUGAAACUGUUUUAUUGCUAUGAUCCUCCGUUUACUCAUACGUAAGACGGGCCUAAUAAUAUAUUCCUCAUAGAGCACUUAUGAAGAUUCGAUGACAUGCACCUAAUACAAUGCCUACAAGUAGUAAGUGCUCAAUAAAAUGUAGAUGGGGCUUUCGUUUUUUUUCUGAUUCUUCUUCCUCCUCAUGCCCCCUAUGUGUCUUAAUUGCCCUCCCUAAAGACAGCCUCUCUGGAGCCCAGCAUGUGUGGGGGACUGAUGGAGAGGUAUGUGGCUGCCAUGGUGCUGAGUGCGGCUGGAGAUGCCUUGGGGUACUAUAACGGGAAAUGGGAGUUCCUCCGGGAUGGGGAGAAGAUACACCAGCAGUUGGCCCAGCUGGGCGGCUUGGAUGCCCUGGACGUGGGAAGGUGGAGAGUGAGCGAUGAUACGGUGAUGCACCUGGCCACAGCGGAAGCCCUCCUGGAAGCUGGGGACGCCCCAGACUUGGCUCGACUGUAUUCCCUCCUUGCUAAGCAUUACCAAGACUGCAUGGAAGACAUGGAUGGCAGGGCACCAGGCGGCGCCUCCGUGCAGAACGCCAUGCUGCUGAAGCCAGAUGAGGCUGGUGGCUGGAGGAUUCCCUUCAACGGCCACGAGGGUGGCUGUGGAGCUGCCAUGCGGGCCAUGUGCAUCGGUCUCAGGUUCCCUCACCCCAGGCAGCUGGACACGCUGAUCCAAGUGAGCAUUGAGAGCGGGCGAAUGACCCACCACCACCCCACGGGCUACCUGGGGGCCCUUGCAUCUGCCCUUUUUACAGCCUAUGCUGUGACUGGCAAACCACCUAGGCAGUGGGGAAAAGGGCUGAUGGAGGUGCUACCAGAGGCUAAGAAGUACAUUGUCCAAUCAGGCUACUUUGUGGAGGAAAAUCUUCAACACUGGUCCUACUUCCAAAACCAAUGGGAAAAGUACCUAAAACUUAGAGGGAUUUUGGAUGGCAAAUCAGCCCCUACCUUCCCCAAGCCCUUCGAUGUGAAGAAGAGGGAUCAGUUCUACACGUCCGUGAGCUACUCCGGCUGGGGUGGCAGCAGUGGGCACGAUGCCCCCAUGAUUGCCUAUGACGCCAUCCUUGCUGCAGGAGACUCCUGGAAGGAGCUUGCCCAUCGAGCCUUCUUCCACGGUGGAGACAGCGAUUCGACAGCCGCCAUUGCUGGCUGCUGGUGGGGAGUCAUGUAUGGUUUUAAAGGAGUGAGUCCCCCCAACUAUGAGAAACUGGAAUACAGAAACCGGCUGGAAGAGAGAGCUAGGGCUUUGUAUUCUCUCGGUCAAGGGAAGACGCUGUAAUUACCCUCUAGGGAGAUGCGAUGUUCAUUUCUGGUGGUUUCUUCUUUUGAGUAUUCCCAUUUCUGCUCUGUUUCUUUUCACUUUUUCCACCAAAGAGUCUUAGCCUUGUACUCAGGAAAUUUUGAGAUAACAAAUCCCUGGGGCACCUUAAGCUCAAUCUUUUCAGAUUCAUCUCAUUCUCCCUGAAUCUGACCCUCUUCUUAUAUUGAAGAGUCUUUUAUCUCAGUUGAUGGGGUCAGUAACUCCCAAGACAGAAAUCCCAAAACCUCAUAUUUGAGUCUUCAUUUUCAUCAUGUAAUUGUUCUAAAGUUUUUUUCUGUUUGUCUUAGGUUUUAGGGGCAGGAAACCAGCAGCCUUAAGGCCACAUGUGGCUUUCUAGGUCCUUAAGUGUGGCCUUUGGACUGAAUCCAAAUUUUAUAGAACAAAUCCUUUUACUAAAAGGGGUGUAGCAGAGAAUGGUGAAGCUUUGCUUCCCUCCUUUGGUGCAUAGAAAAAGAACAAUCUGGAAAUCAUAAAGCUUCAGGUUCCCCACCCCUGGUGGGUUCUCUGACAAUGUGGACUCUGAGACAAGGAUUUGAGUGCAAGUAGUUUUUCUGGGACACGAUUCCAGGAACUACUGGUAGGAGAAUGGGGAAGUAAGACCAAGCAGGGAAGGGGGCGUUAGUGAGGGUUUCCACUGUGGGCAUUUGGGAUUCGGUCCAUCUGGGUCCCCUGCUUAAGGCAAUUCUCAGAGUAGUCCCACCCGAAGGACAAGCAAACCAGCUUCCAUCUGUCAUUGGUUGAGGACCACUCCCAGGGAUGCUACCUCCCUGGUACUUCUUGGCUUGCCUUUUGUGCAAGCCAAACCUGAAUGUCUUCAGGUAAAGACUCAGAGAUGCUUGCAGUAGCAAGCUGCAAGGUGCAUGGGAACAGUGAGGGUAUAUGUGGGGUCCUAACAGCAUCUACUAGACUAUUCUACCUCCCAAAUAUAUUUGAAAACUAUCACCUCUUUUAUCUUCAUGCACUGAAUAUUUUCAACUGGAUUUCUGCAAUCCACGCUGCCCUUGUCUGGUGAGGUGCCACUCCUAGCUGCCCUCAGUACUUUCCUCGUCAGGGCACCUGACACGUUACCAAUUUUGUUAUUGUUUAUUUUCUUGUCUGUAAUCGCCUCUGGACAGAAUCUGGCAUGAUGCCUGGGUACACAAUAGGCACUUCAUCAGUACGUAUGCAAUAGUUGUCGUUAACUCACCUCCUGUCUGGUGACUCCCUCCUUACUCUCCAAAGUUAUCUUUACAAAUGACAAGUCGAUCAUGCUGGAUUUUGAAUCAUGUUCCCAUGAAUACAUCAUCCCCUUUCUUCAUUUCUUGAUGCUCUUCCCACUCCUUUUCCCCUUUUCCACCUGGUAAAUUCAUCCUCAUCCUUCAAGACCCAGCUCAGGUAGAACUUCCUGGGUGAAACCUGCUUCGACUGUUCAGGCACUUGGCCAUCUUCUAACUGUACCCAUAGCCUUUUGCCCCAGCCCUGUUGCCUUCUGAUCCGGCUAUGUGGUGAUCGUUUGUCUUCUGGGUCAAUCUCAGGUGCACUCUGCCCAGCAGACAUCCAACUCAGAAAUGAGAUGCCAUCGUCACCUUCAUCUGGUCACUCUAGUCUCAGCCAUAGGCCUGCUCUCGUUUGUCUUGUUGUCAGGCAGUAAGGAAGAACACUCCCUUCCUUCCCCUUUCCAGAAAACCCAGAACUAUGACUCGCACAAUUUUUCCUUCAGAUCUUUGGUUUUCAGCAAGGGGAAGUGGGGAAGGGAGGUUGGAUUAUAGCUGCCUCCUAGUUAGUCCCACAGGGAUUUACUUUUCCAAGUCCUUCCGGUCUCUUUAGGACAUGGCAUGUGUGGGGGGUGGGGGAGGCACUGGUGUAAGGCUUUAGCUACAGUUGUACAGAAGAGGAAAAGCUCUUUAGAGACCCCGUUAUACUUGCUUUGUCAAUUCUCACUCUCCAUCACAGGCACACUUCAAAAACAGUUUAGACUUUCACACUCCUUUUUAUCAAACCUCAAAACCUCCUCCCCAGACUUCACUCUCAACUGGUGGCCUUGCUUCCUUGUCUGUGUGUUUGUGUGUGUGAGAGAGAGGAGGGAGGAUGACAGUGAUUGGGGAAAGGAGACAAGCUUAAUUGUGUGCAUAAUAUUAGAGUAAAUCAAUAAAGAUGGUGCGAUACACAGUA